Molecule: messenger RNA, 1593 nt
Organism: Colletotrichum higginsianum IMI 349063
Lineage: Eukaryota; Fungi; Ascomycota; Sordariomycetes; Glomerellales; Glomerellaceae
Product: V-type c subunit family protein
Exons: 3
Coding region: 1-1593 (530 amino acids)
Source: RefSeq, a predicted model, not a curated record
AUGGAGGGCAUUGUGAAGGCGAAUCCUUCUAAUUUCAUUCGGUAUACCACCGGAAAACAAGUCCGGCUGAAGGUAACCCGCAGAAAUAAUCGCAUCGCCUGUUUCUCUGUCCACGGCAAUGCGAAAAGUCACAAGUAUGGACUUGUCCACGAAGUGAAUCAACACUUUAAAAAGCUUCGAAGGACUGGCCUUCAAUAUCAAAGCUCACUCGUCGUGCUUGCUUCCCAGCAAUACGCGUCCUGGCUGGAAGAUGAACAGUUCAUGUCGGCGUUGGUGGAGCCUUUUGCAACGGCACCUCGCGGUUCGGACCUUGAGGGCCGAAAGCUUCCCCAAGACAUACACGUCCUUGCUGCCGCUGUAGACGGCCUGCACCCCCUCCGCGUGUUUGGCGACACGCCUCAUGGAUUCUCGUUUUACUACGCAAAUAUGAAGAACACGAUGUCACACAUGUGGAGGGACAAGCCGGAUCUUCCAGACGAGCCCAAGUCGUACAUCGGAUUUCAUUCCGGAGCAUCCCACUUUGGUGCCAUGGUCUCGUGCAAGCUGCCUCUUGCCAACACCGUUUUCCAGAAUGGUCGUCAGACAACCAUGUUCGCGAGCCGCUGGCGUAACUCAGGACCGACGACUGGAUUACAGAAGAUGCGUUGGAUGGAGAAGCGGACCCAUAACGUCCAUUUCUGGGACCCAGACAAUCAGAACAAGUACAACAUCCAGUCUCCGUUGGUUCCUAUCACUGCCCCUCGAAAAAUCCUCGCGGGGCUCGGAAACAUAGUCAGCCUGGUUGAGGUAGGUGGCGAGGAAACGCCGGCUUCGACUGAGCUCGAGAAAGCCGUCAACGAAUUGUACGUCAGACGAUCGAAAGAGGGCCACACAUUCCCUCCAGGCCCCGUGGGCGUUUGGGCCCUCGUUCAGCCCCCAGGCCCCAAACAAUCACAGGAUCUCGACAUACUACAGGAGUGGUUCGAUUUAUCGAGUCAAACCCAAGACGUCCACGAGGAAUGGGAGCUGGCUCUAGAAUUCAAAGACCAUAUUCGGUGCCACUUGCAACAUCAUGGCAGGCUCUACAAGAUUCUGAGUGGCGGCGGAGGAUGGGGAAAGAAGCGAGGGCUUCUGUCGUUAGAUCCCGAUAUCGCCUACUCGCUGUCACCCGGGGAUGAGGGUCUGGACAGCUUCAUUCGAUCCUUUGAAAGCCGCAAUGACGGGAGUGCCGAGCAAGACAGGAGUAUCGGGCAAGAUGUGGUUGCCCCGGGCUCAUACAUCCAAUACUUUAUCACGCCCCCCUUUAGCGCUCGACCGAAACUUACGAGAGCGAGCGGCUCGGCUCUGAGCAUUGCUUUUGGCGUAUCGGAAAGUGAAACUGUGGAGGAACAGCCGCUGACCCAUGGCUCUUCGGAAUGGACGGUCAUCCCUCAGCACUUCGGUGCGGUAUCAAGCCUUGGUAUUUUCAUCAAGUCUGAUGGACACAGAAAUGGGAGCGGAUCAAAACUCAGCGUGCCGGGGUCGUGGUUUGGAUAUCUGAAGGCGACUGAAGAGGACUGUACCACCAAGUCCCUGAAGGCUACUAUACCACCAAGGCCAUUCAAAAAGCCAUGA